AUGACAGUUGGUGCAUCGUGUUUGUUAGCUGUGUACGGUAUCCUGAAAUACAGAUAUUACAUGGCUCUCUUGUCCAUUGUCAUUAUUUUAAGUUUGGUUAUAGUCUCCCUCUCUUAUUUAGCAAUUCGAACAAAACUCACACAUCAAGGCCCGGCUAUCAAUACUGGACAUAACAGACAGGAUAAUGAACGAAACGCAAAGCUUUCUAGAACUUUGUUUAUUGUCAUAGGUGCGUCAGUCAUUUUCUGGUUUCCAGGCCUUGUAGUUUACUUAAUCUCUUUAUUUUUCACUCCCGGUCAACAUUCUACCAUUUUUAUCUUCCUGUUUAGCACAAUGUUACACGUAACCAAUUCCCUCGUGAACCCAGUUAUUUAUAGUUUAAGGAUGCCAGUCUUUAGAGAAGCUUUUAAGCGAGUAAAAAAGAAGGUAAGAAUUCGAAGGCAACACAAAACCUACACAGUUUAUUAUAAAUCAUCUAAAGUGGAAACAUAAUUGUUAUGAUUCGGGCGGAAAAGUAAAACAGUUUUACCUACGUCUCCUUACUUGCUCCUUGAACUGUGCGUUCAGCAUUUAAAUAAAGUCAAAGAUAGCAUAAUAUUUAGCAUGGCAUUAUAGUCUUCUUACUACACUGUAUUUGAAAAUCUACUGAAAAUAGCUGCGUACCUAGAUAGAUUUUGUCUGUGGUAUUAUAAUCAAACAUUAUUGUACUCCAAACUUGUCAAUAGACUAACAUAAAUCCUGAAGUGAUAAACUUCGUUAUAAGUUUAUGACAAGGUAGUUUUCGCUGAAUUUUAAUCUUUUACUCCAUCAAUAUCUGACUUAAUUAAAAGAUCGAAUUAUCUUGGCCGGUGUUUUUUUAAUAGAGCAAACGAAAUUAAUUCACAGUUUGUCUUAUAUUUUAGCAUUCGCUGCAAAAACUACAAUAGAAAAGUAUUAAUGAUGUUAUGUAAAUAUAGUGUUAAGGUUCAUAGACGAAAUAGUUGUUUUCUUUACAGAGUCUCUUUUUAGCUAUGAUCUUUUAAAAUCCACACUGAAAUCCAAAAUUUAAAGCCUUUGUGGAGAAACACCUCCCAACUAAUUUAUGUGUAAACCGGAAUAAUCCCCCUUUAUCUAAUAAGACUUAAUGAUAAUAUUCCGAAAAUCAAAUAUUGCUCAAAUGUUAUUUAUAUGAUAAACAGCUUCCACUUCAGAGGGCUUUCUGUUAAUGAGGCUUCCGUUUUAGAAAAACCAUUGCUGGGGCAAUGACUUAAACAGAAACCCAGCGUGAAAAAAGGAGCACUUCUGAAGAAAAAGAUCCUUUCCUUUUUAAUGUAAAAAGGACAUUAUUCCUUAUAUAUUAAACAUGUAGAAGUUUUUAACUUCUUUUACUUUUUUUAAGUUCUUCUACUUUAUCAUAACCUCGCAUUAACACAAUUAUCUUCAGUCUCCUCUAAACCUGGGUCAUGUAUGCUCAGUUUAAACUCCAAAACAACUUCUCCUCUGGAUAGCAACAACAAUAGCUUUUUUUCCAUCGCGAACAAAUCUUUCAGACUUCAGACUACAAUUUUCUUCGAGAGCGAAAUGCGCAUGUUCUCACACCCCACCCCCGGGUAGGGUCGUCACAUUGCAAGUGUAGUUUCAAAGGGGGUCGAGACGAUCUACCGCUUCGGGUUCGGGCCCGAACAAUUCAAAAACUUUACUCUGCUAAUGAUUAAUUUUAACUCGUUUGAAUAUUAUACAAGCCUUAAAAAGGUUUUUUCACCCUAACUGCACAUUUUACCUUUUCAUGUCAUUUUUAUCAAAUUAAAUAUCGGAGCAUAAAAUGAAGUAAAUAGUCUCUUAUUAUUCAGUCUUUUAAAAGCUGUUUCAGUAAAAGCUACAUUCUUAAUAUGACCGUACCUUAUUUAACUUCAACCGAGGUAGCGAAAACAAAAAUAAUUAUUUCCAAAGUUCCAUUAUUAAAAAACUGGUUAAAUGUCUAGUGAAUAUUAUGUUCAGGUCGAGCUUAUCCUCAACAGAGUUAAAACAAUAUUCUGUUCCGUCUGCUUGUACAGCAAAAUUCCUACCGAACCGUUUUUGUCGCUACUUCACUGUACGUCGUCAUUCUCUUUGGGAAUACUUUUACUGUAUAUGUUUUCUGGAUUCAUCGCCACAAAAAACGCGAACGUUUCUUCUUGUUAUUAACUUGACUCUUGCAGAUCUAUCGGUUGGGUUCACUGGAAAACGCAUGGUACUAGGAACGACAUACUGGACUAAACAAAGUCCCUUACCAAAAAAUUUCCGAGAUCUUUCUUUCCGCGUUUGUGACCGUAUCCUUGUAUUUUUUGCUUUGAUUUGGCCGCUAUCGAGUAGAAGUAGUUGGUUACUUGGUAACUCGGUCCUAAUUUAUUUCUCUUUGAUCACGAUCUGUAUGUCGUACGUAUCAAUCCGGAAAAAGGAUUAACAACAGAAAUCCAGCUAUCGAGGUAAUACACAACAGGCAAACUGUGGAACAAAAUGCAAAACUCUCCAAAACCUUUUUCAUUGUCAUAGUUGCGUCUGUUGCUUUAUGUGCUUCGAGCGCCACAUUGCACAGUGUAAAUGCAUUGUGUCCAAGUUUGCUUCCUUGGUUUAUGAAUUGUACUUCCUUGAUGCUGAAUCAUCUUUUCAAUUUAUAGUUACAGAAUACCAGUAUUCAGAAAAUCCAGAACAAAAAACAGAUUAAAAAUAAAAUGAAAGUUCUCAAGCGAUCGAAAAGAUAUACAGUGAGCGUUGAAACCCAAACGAUGAUUCCAAUCAAGACGCCGCCAUUGCAGCAAUGAAAGCGUGCCUCUGUGACAUCCGUAGCUGGAUGAUCAAUGACAAACUCAUCAUCAAUGAUUCCAAGACAGAGUUUAUGCUCAUUGGGACGAAGGCGCAGCUACAGAAAACUAAAAGCGCUACUCUAACUAUUGGCGAAUCCAUCAUCUCUCCCAGCAUGGAACCCCUUAGAAAUUUAGGGGCCUGGUUCGACUGCCAUUUCAACCUGAACUUUAACAUAACCAAAACUUGUAGGAGUGCUUUUUUCAUCUACACAAUAUUAGACGCGUCAGAAAAUAUCUAAGCAUAAAAUCUGCCGAGAAAUUAGUCCACGCUUUCAUCACAAGCAGAUUGGACUAUUGUAACUCACUUUUACACGGACUAGCCCGCUGCGCCCUCACUAAACUGUAGCGUGUUCAAAACGCAGCUGCAAGAGUUCGAUAUCUAGCACCACGGUAUUGCCAUAUCACACCAAUAUUAUACGAAUUACACUGGCUGCCUGUAACUUAAGAUUACUAUAAUCACUUCCAAAGCAAUCCAUGGAACAGCUCCUAAUUAUUUAUCAUCUCUCGUUAACUUUAAACCUAAUUCUUCCUACAGCCUCAGAUCAAAUAACAAAUAUCUGCUUUCAAAUCCAAAUUUCAGGACUUUCCCUACUCUUGGUGACCAAGCCUUUGUAGCCACCGCACCAAAGGUGCGGAAUAAUCUUCCGUUAGAUCUUAGACGCACCUCCGAUUUUCAAGACUCACCUUUUUAAGAAAGCCUUUUCUGAUAUAAUGUUGUAAUUUAUAGACUAGAUAAUUAUUCAUUCGUGUAAUUUUUAAUUGUAAGGCGCAUUUGAAAACUGUGUAGUUGAAUUUGCGCGGUAUAAAUAAAUGUUAUUAUUAUUAUUAUUAUUAUUAUUAUUAUUAUUAUUGAUGCUAAACUAAUAAAGGUAUGCUACUUCUUGCAUGACACAACUGACAGAAUCAUAGUCUUCCUUGCAAGGAACAACAAGGUUGUGAUUGCAUAUUGAAGUAAUAACCCAUCGUAUCGAUUGUUUAUCGCUAGCAUCUUCCAAAUAUGGUCAGCGACAACCAGGGAGGGGUUCAAACCAAUCAGAAACGACAGAAUACCAGCUUUGAAUGAAUAAUGAAUUUCUGUCAUAUAAUCGAUGCACACCUGCCUUAAUAACAUCCUGGCACAAAUCUGCAAUAUUUUUCACUGCAUUAUUUUACUAAAGAUAAGCUACCUCGCCAUCGAGAGGGUCGACCUUAACAUUUUACUGUGACAAGUCUGAAAUGUCUAAAGCCCCUGAGAUUGCAGUGUUGGGGGUUGCAAUUUUCCACGGUUUUUGCAUCUUUCUUGGCAAUUUUUUCACAGUCUUUGUAUUUUGUAUUCAUCGAGAUAAAUUGAAGCGAACGUCUUUUCUCCUAAUCAACUUGGCAGCGGCAGAUAUGCUUGUUGGACUCACUGAAAUAGCUAUGGUCGGAGUGAUUGGCCUUCCACAAAUGACUGGGCUACGCAAAAUUGGCAAUACAGAUUCACCUGAUAUUUCAACUGUUUUUCAAGCAGCAUUUUCGACAGCAUCUGUACUUUUUCUCGCUCUCAUUUCACUGGAACGAGCCUUCGCUUUUCUGUGGCCUCUUCGACAUCGUGUAACAAGCACCAGUACUUACAUCUACAGUAUUGUACUCGUAUGGAUAGCUGCAUCUACAGUGGGUGCAUCGUGUUUGUUAGUUGUUCAUGGAACCUUGAAAUAUAAAUUUUACAUGGCCUUCCUAUCCAUUGUCAUCAUUUUUUGUUUGAUAACAGUUUCCCUGUCUUACUUAGCAAUCCGAACAAGACUUACUCAACAAGUUCCAGCUAUCGACAACGCACAUAACAGACAGGAUAAUGAACGAAACAAGAAGCUUUCCAGAACUUUGUUUAUUGUCAUAGGUUCAUCUGUCGUUCUCUGGGUUCCAGGCCUUGUCGUUUAUUAUAUUACCUUUUUUUCUUCCGGUCAACAAUCUUUGAUUUUCACCUAUUUAUUUACAAUGUUACACAUAACAAAUUCUCUCGUGAAUCCCAUUAUUUAUAGUUUAAGGAUGCCAGUCUUUAAAGAAAAUUUCAAACGAAUUAAAAAUCUGGUGAGAAUCCAAAAGCAACAC
This is a messenger RNA of Porites evermanni, 4889 nucleotides long. The record is from the annotation of a GenBank genome assembly. Lineage: Eukaryota; Metazoa; Cnidaria; Anthozoa; Scleractinia; Poritidae.